CAUGCUGCGACCCAAUCAAGAACAGCUGGGCGCAAGGUUGCACGUCCUGAGACAGAGCAAGAAGCGGAUGCAGCACCUCGAAUCGAGGACAUGGCGACCUUAGGUUCUGCAGUCGGACGCUCUGGGAGCCUUUCUAUCAUGGAGGCGGUCCCUCUGGAGAUGCUCGCUUACAUCUUAUCCCUGGCAGUCAAAGGGGACAGUGUGACCACAGCAUCAUGCAAGCUCGUCAGCAAGGACUGGCGCGAUCUGACGCGGCUGUCAAGCACCAAGCUGGUCAUACAGGGAGACGAUGCGGUUCCAAAGAUUAUACGCCCUAACGUCUCGCUCAAACGAGCCCUAGACAAGAACCCUCAGAUCGUGGAGCUAGCGCUCCACAUUGAUAGCAGAGGGGAAUACUGGGAUGAUGGGGAGGAAGAAUGGGGAGUGAAUUGGGAUAGAAUUAGAAUUCUAUGUGCGCUUCCUGUUAGGGCUUGGACUGAAGUCACCCUGCAUUUGUCUGAUGAUGCCGAAACAUGCUCUUUCUCGAGAUUGCUCGCAGCUUCUAAGGACACUUUGCGGAAGCUUCACAUGGACAUUGAACUGUUUUUGCUAAUGGAUCUGGAGGUGGUCCUAAGGGAGCUGCGGCAGCUGACGCAUUUGACAGUACGGGGAUUGGGCUCCCUAGAACCAAGAUCCCUGCUUGCAAUUCUGGAUACUGCUGGCAGAUCCCCUCUUCUCAAUGUGAGGGAGCUUGAUGUAGACGAGUUCGCUUGGUACGACCCCCCUGAUGGAGUGAUGCAUCCUACUAGGGGCCAAUCCUUUGCAAAGUUACAACAGGUGUUUCCAAACCUCGAGAAUCUGACUGUGAGGGGCUCUGGAAAAGGCAUCACCCGGGAUGACUAUGUGGCUUUACUUGGCGGCUUGCCUCGCUUACGAAAUCUAGUUAUCGAGGGCGAGUCUCUUGCAGUGGUGGACAACACAGUGCUUCAGACCCUCGCUCAGAAAUGUCCAUUGCUGGAGGCUCUCGUGCUAGCGCGUAAGGGGGUCCGCAAUGUACAUUUGCUCGGCGAGGAGGACGAUGGCAUGGGAACGCGCCUUACAGCAGCUGGAAUUGCAAGUCUUCUUGGAAGCUGCUCGUCGUUGAGAAAUUUGAAACUCUCAAAUCUUCCAGUCAUAGGCGACGAGGAUUGGGCACCGUUGCUUCUAAAAAUGAGAUCACUUGAGUAUUUUGAGGGGCCUUUUCCCUGUAGAAGUGCGAUAAAGUCCUUUGCAAUUCUUAGCAACCUUAGGGAAUUGGCAUUUGUUCAAGACCAGGAGGUCCAACAACAGGAUUUGAUUUCCAUUUCAAAAGUUGCCAGGCUCUUACCCAAAUGCACAAAACUUAGGGUUGUCGCACCUGGCUUGAAUCCUGCCACUGCUGAAGCAGUGAGGAUACAGCUGCCAGGUGUUGGUAUUCCGAAUGCUUAAAGAAAGGUGGUGACUCGUGAGAGGGAUUGAGUUUGGAAAUACUCUCCUAAAAGAUAAUACAAGAACUCCAGAUAUCCUGCUAAUCUUCUUGAAAAACCAGGAUGUAAGUACCCGGUUAGGUACAUCAAAUCCACUUUUCGAUCUUGCAUUACAGUGAUAACCUUCCCAAACGAGUUCCAGUAUGUCAUAUCAGAGUACCGUACUAGCGUUUAAUUUCGUCAACAAAUAAAUAAUUAUUUGGCCUGCCGAAAAUUUUAGAAAUAUAUUUCAGGCGGUAAUGGUUCGAUAAUGGUAUGUUUUAGCAGGUAACAUUAGGUCUGCCGAAGUCCUCAA
Klebsormidium nitens is the source of this 1779-nucleotide messenger RNA. NCBI's taxonomy places the organism in Eukaryota, Viridiplantae, Streptophyta, Klebsormidiophyceae, Klebsormidiales, Klebsormidiaceae. The record is from the annotation of a GenBank genome assembly.